UAGCCGAAUGGGAUCUAGUUGCUACUACACAUCUUUUCUCGUGUUUCUUCUGACCUCCAGCUACAGCGGUGCUGUGAUUAUUUGUGGUGCUGGUUAGCGUCGUUUUCCUGUAUUCUAGCAAUGUUCCGACUCGAGGGAUUGGGCCCUAAGGCUGACCCGGAGGAGCUGCGCAAGAAGAUGCGACGAGACGUGCUGCUGUCCGUCAGGAACUUCCUGGUAUAUGUAGCCAUACUGAGAAUCACACCAUAUGUCUUGAAGAAAUUGGACAGUAUAUGAGAAAGCAGUUUCUUCAGGAAAUAGAACACCAAUGGGCGUUAUUAAGAGGACCGGACAUUUUUUUUUUUUUUUUUUAUUAUUAUUUUUUUUUUUUUAAUAACAAUCAAGGAACAAAGAAAAAAAAUGCUUGCUGGAUGGAAAUCACUUCUUCUAAAAAGAAAUGUUACUUUCUUAUGACGCAAAUAUUAUUCGGCACGGUAUAACUACGAUGGAAAAAAUUGCACAACACCCCUUCUAAAUAGCAAAGUCAUGCAGCUGUGGCACCAUUCAAAGUUUAGUGAUCAUGCUUUUCUUCAGAGAACUACUAUUGUUUACUAUACUCUUGGAGUAUUGCAAUGCCUUUUGAAGCUACCUCUGAACUAUAGGGCUGUAGCAUGCCUUUAAACUGAUUGCAAGACUGCUUGAUUCAUCUGUGCAGUCUUAAAGCAAACUGAUAGGAGAUGAGGUUUUAUUUUAUUUUUUUUAUUUUAAUAAAUAACUAGUGUUGAGUGCAUCAUUCUUUCAUUUUUGGAAAUUACAUUAGUAAAAGUAUGUUCUAAACUGUUCAAAAAGAUUAAAUAACAAUUAUUAAAAAAAAAAUGAAAUUUCCUUGA
This is a messenger RNA of Bombina bombina (fire-bellied toad), 869 nucleotides long. It is a transcript of the gene TOMM5, whose product is annotated as translocase of outer mitochondrial membrane 5. The transcript is spliced from 2 exons. Lineage: Eukaryota; Metazoa; Chordata; Amphibia; Anura; Bombinatoridae. The record is from RefSeq and is a predicted model, not a curated record. Gene Ontology annotation, cellular component: mitochondrial outer membrane translocase complex. Bases 121 to 276 code for a protein of 51 amino acids.